CCCUCUCCCCUCCCACAGACACACCUGGGGGGUAAGAGGCUGGUGACCCUGGGGCAGAUCCAGGGACAGAAGCCAGCCCGGUGUGAAUGGGAAUAAGCUGCUCUGAGCUGGGAGCAAAAGCCGGUUCUCUGGUGUAUUAAUCAACCCUGGCCAAAGCCAUCUCUGCACCCCCAGCUUUCUGGGGAGGGCAGGCAGGGGCUGCAGCAGCUUGCUGGAGCCAGCAUGGCCUCACAGAGCAGUGGGGACAUCAUCAAGCUGUCAAAGGAGGAGCUGGAGGCCCUGAAAGCUGCCUUUGAGGAGGGGAACCUCGCUGGAGUGGCCUCCAGGCUGCAGGAGAUGCUGGAGUCACUGGAGAAUGUCCCGCUGGACGUGGGGGUCACAGGCGAGACUGGCUCUGGGAAGUCAUCCUUCGUCAAUGCCCUUCGGGGCCUGGGAGAUGAGGAUGCAGGCGCUGCCCGCACUGGUGUGGUGGAGACCACCAGGGAGCCCAAUCCCUACCAGCACCCCCGGUACCCCAACGUGACCAUCUGGGACCUGCCGGGGAUCGGCACACCAGAUUUCCACCCCGACACCUACCUGGAGCAGGUCGGCUUCUCGCGCUAUGACAUCUUCUUCAUCAUCACCUCGCAGCGCUUCACCGCCAACCACGCCGCGCUGGCCCGCCACAUCCAGGACAUGGACAAGAGCUUCUACUUUGUCCGCUCCAAGGUGGAUGUGGACCUGGAUUCCUCCCUCAGGCGCCGGCCAUCCAGCUACAGCGAGGUAGGGGUGCUGCAGGAGAUCCGGCAGAACUGCCUGGAGGGUCUGCGGGCCCAAGGCAUCAGCUCGCCGCGCGUCUUCCUCCUCUCGGCCUUUGAUCUCAGCAAGUUCGACUUCCAGCUCCUGGAGGAGACACUGGAGAGGGAGCUGAGCCACCACAAGCGGCACGCCUUCCUGAUGGCCCUGCCCAACAUCUCCCUGCACAUCCUGGAGAAGAAGAAGGCUGCCAUGUUGGAGCACAUGUGGCUGGUCUCCACUGUGGCCUGUGGUGUCCAUGCCGCACCCAUCCCAGGGCUCCUGAUCUCCUGCAAUGUGGACAUCCUGGCCAGGACCUUGCAAGGUUAUUGCAAGGGCUUUGGCUUGGACGAAGACUCUUUGGAGAAGCUGGCAGCAAAAAUGGGGCAGCCAGUGGAGCAGCUGAAGGCCGUGAUCAAGUCACCACUGGCCAUGGAGAUCUCCAACAUGCUGGUGGUGCAGCUGCUGAUGCAGGCAGGCAGUGAGACGCCUAAAUUAGCCAAGGAGGUGCUAAGCUCUGUCCCUCUGCUGGGCUCACUGGCCUCCGGAGCACUGUCCUUUGCCACCACCUACAAGAUGCUGAGGAGCUUUGUGAACGAGGUGGCUGCUGAUGCCCAGGGGGUGCUGAUCAAAGCCUUCAAACUGGAUGCUAAGAAGUGAGCCAGAAAGGGGGAGGAGCAAGAUCAAGAUACUUUCUAUGAGGCAAAGGACCAAAAUCCAGUGCCAGGUGGAGACAGGACUGUGGCAUCCCCCGGAAAUCCCCUGAACUUCCCAUCUGAUGUCAGAAUUUCGUUCCUGAGUUGGAUAUAAAACCAAUGAGUGAAUUUGUAAAGUU
Molecule: messenger RNA, 1609 nt
Organism: Pelodiscus sinensis (Chinese soft-shelled turtle)
Lineage: Eukaryota; Metazoa; Chordata; Testudines; Trionychidae
Product: interferon-inducible GTPase 5-like
Cellular component (GO): membrane
Molecular function (GO): GTPase activity; GTP binding
Source: RefSeq, a predicted model, not a curated record